AUGAAUGGGUUGUUGGGAAACGCUCCGCAGACAAAUAUGUAUGUGCGAGCGCUAUACGACUACGAGGCCGACGACCGAACAAGUCUUAGUUUUCACGAGGGGGAUGUAAUACAAGUGAUCACACAAUUAGAAAGUGGUUGGUGGGAUGGAGUCAUAAAUGGUGUGAGGGGAUGGUUCCCCAGUAAUUACUGCCAGGUUGUAUCGGGCCCUGAUGAUGUCCUGGACGGCAAGCCGAAUGGGGCUGGAAUGGGUAUAGAUGAUGAUAUCGACGACGACGAAGACGACGAAGAACAAUACGAAGAGCAGUACGAUGAUGAGGGCGAAGAAUCAGAACGUGACGACUUUUCACACUUGCCUGCAACCGGUGUGAACAGCAAUGGAAGAUCAGGGGCGGAUUUCUGGAUACCUCAAGCGACUCCUGAUGGUAGAUUGUUCUAUUUCAAUACGGAGACUGGCGAGAGUAGUAUGGAGCUACCGUUGGAAUCGCCAUCUUCGUCAACGGAAAUGGGACCGAGAGAUCGGAUGAAUGUCAGUAUACCGGAGAAAACAAGGCCCCCACCAGAAAUGAUGGCGCGAGGAUAUGUAAAUGAAACAGACGAUGAAUCGGAAGGCAAUUCUGCAUCUGAGCUCGAUGGAGAGUCUAUAAUGCUCGCAUCUAAAUCCUCCUUCCCACGGAAGAAACGCAGAUCUCAAUUAUCGGAAGGUGUGUCACCAGCUACCUCCAUGGACUCAAUCAACGGCACAUCUCCUGGCACUCGCUCACGAGCCGACACGUUCAACACACCGAAUGUAUCCCUAACAGCAAUGCCGAUAAUGGGCCCAUCUACAACUUCUUUCACGACUCCUGCUCUUGGCCCACCACACGCUGCUACUUUGCCUCGAUCAUUCUUUGAUGAUGGAUCUGCUGCGCCACUGACAUGGAAUAGACUCGUUGCAAAUAUGAAGAAAGCUGUGGAUCGCUAUCGCGAAGCAAUCAACAACCAUGAUCGUUCCGAGUACGUUCGCCGAGCUGAAGAUAUUUCCGAUCACCUCCGACUAUUACUGGCUGCUGGAUCUGGUACUACGGAUAAUCAUUCUGGCCAGCCUUCUAUCAUUUCUACUAACAAAGCCCUGUAUCCCCACUUUCGGGACAUGAUGUCAAAAUUCUCGAAAUUAGUUAUUUCGUCACACAUUGCUGCUUCUGACUGGCCCAAUUCGGAGUCAUAUCAAAAAUGUUUGCAGGAGGCGGAUGGCGUACUUCUAGGCGUUUUCAGCUACGUUGAGGUCGCCCGCCAGCAGCGCGGCGAGGACAUACCACGAUUACUCCCUGGUUUUGUCGUUGGUAGCACUAUUGGUGGUAGUUGGCAAAAUAAUGGGCUUGGAUCUAGAGACCCUCUAACGUCCAACUUUCUCGACGAAGAUGAGAAUGUCGUUGAACCUUCUGCGAUUUUAGAUGCAAAGUUGAUGGAGAGACUCGAUGAUUUGAAGAGAAUGCUAACAUCUAGCAUUCGAAAAUUGGAGGAGCAUCUCGUACUCACCGACAAAAUUAUCACCCCUUACAGACACGAACUGAUUGGUAAUAAUGUUUGUGCAGCCGCGCAAAAAGUUCUCGAGAUGUUCAAGCCUUGGGUGUCUACAGUUGAAUCUAUCAACUUGUCUUCUCUUGGCGAUACAUUCCAAAAUCCUCAACUUAUUGAUUUUGCCAAACAGAAGCAAAGUUUAUACGAUAACAUAUCAGAUUUAUUGCUAGGAUGUCAGGCUGUAGCUGGGCCUUUAGGUGAUGAGUGGGCGGAAGUCCGUGGGGAGUCAUUGGAAGGGCGGUUGAUAUAUGUGCGCACGUGUUCAAGAUCUUUGGAAACAAACUCAUCUCAUAUUGGCUUCUCAUUGCAACUUCUUGGUGAGCUUGUUCAAACAGCUAUGCAGCAGGCUUUGCCUCUCGAAGAAAGGGCGAAAAGUUUACGGAGAGGUGAUAGCGCGCCCUACGAGCGACUCCAUCAACGAUCAGACUCCCGGAAUCCAUCACUCCGUCCUAGCCUUGCAGAUAUUGGUAAGUCACAAACUUACUCUGAAGGUGAUACAGUUCUUCCACCAUUUCGAAAGGAGAACUCUAAAGUCAGGAAAUUCUUUGGCGAAGAGCCAACUCGAAGAGAUGCCCCAGACGAGACACCAGACUGCUUGAAGCUUGACCACGAAGAUGAUAUUUCCUACGAUACAAAAGUCCAGCCUCCUAUCUUGAAGGGCGGUACACUUGUAGCAUUGGUUGAGCAGCUUACACGCCACGACAAAUUGAGCUCGGAUUUCAACAACACCUUUUUACUCACGUAUCGGUCUUUUACGAAUGCGAGAGAAUUAUUCGAGCAUUUGGUGAAGCGCUUUCAGCCAAUCAGAUUUCGAGUUGUCAACAUUCUGAAAUCAUGGUUUGAACUUUUCUGGAUGGAGGAUCAAAGUGACGAUACCAAAGCUCUCAUAGCCAACGUCUACACUUUUGCUCGAGACACUGUGAAAGCUACUGAAACGCCAGGUUCCGGUUCGUUGAUGACUCUCUUGGAACAACGGUUACGGGGACAGGAAGCUACAGCCAAACGUUUAGUCUUGACCUUGAACCAUUCGACGCCACAACCAAUCAUGCCCAAAAACAUGAAGAAGCUUAAAUUCUUGGAUAUUGAUGUAACAGAAUUUGCACGUCAACUUACUAUUGUCGAGUCGAAGCUUUAUGGGAAGAUCAAACCCACGGAAUGCUUGAAUAAAACUUGGCAGAAGAAAGUUGGCGAAAACGACCCUGAGCCUGCGCCGAAUGUUAAGGCUCUGAUCCUACAUUCUAAUCAGUUGACGAAUUGGGUCGCUGAAAUGAUUCUCACGCAACUCGAUGUCAAAAAGCGCGUUGUCGUCAUCAAACAUUUCGUUCUUGUUGCCGAUAAAUGCCGUACUUUAAACAAUUACUCAACUCUCACUUCUAUCAUCUCUGCGCUCGGUACGGCACCAAUCCAUCGCCUGAAAAGAACCUGGGAUCAAGUCCCAGCCAAAACUUUGGCAAUACUGGAAUCCAUGCGUCGCCUUAUGGGCAGCACAAAGAAUUUCGGAGAAUAUAGAGAAAGUUUGCAUCUUGCCAAUCCCCCAUGUAUACCCUUUUUCGGUGUGUACCUUACCGAUCUUACAUUCAUCGAGGAUGGUAUACCUUCUAUCAUCAAGAAAACUACAUUGAUUAACUUUGCCAAACGAGCAAAGACCGCUGAAGUCAUUCGCGACAUUCAGCAAUAUCAGAAUGUCCCGUACGGCUUGCAGCCAGUCCCGGAACUUCAAGAAUAUAUAUUAACCAAUAUGCAAGCUGCGGGAGAUGUACAUGAAAUGUAUGAAAAGAGUUUAGCAGUCGAGCCAAGAGAGCGUGAGGACGAGAAGAUAGUUAGGGUGUUGGCUGAAUCAGGCUUCCUAUGA
Messenger RNA from Botrytis fragariae, 3411 nucleotides. Its product is annotated as putative cell division control protein. Gene Ontology annotation, molecular function: protein binding; guanyl-nucleotide exchange factor activity. Gene Ontology annotation, cellular component: plasma membrane. The record is from RefSeq and is a predicted model, not a curated record. The transcript is spliced from 6 exons. NCBI's taxonomy places the organism in Eukaryota, Fungi, Ascomycota, Leotiomycetes, Helotiales, Sclerotiniaceae. The coding region runs from base 1 to 3411 and encodes 1136 amino acids. Gene Ontology annotation, biological process: positive regulation of GTPase activity; Ras protein signal transduction.